UAGCUUAGAGCCGCCGAAGAGAGGGAGAUGGAAAGAAAUGAGGUCUGAAAAGGACCAGAUGACCGUGGGUAAGGAGAAAAGUGUCGUCGAGUUGCAGUUUAGGGACAUACCAGCGGACCAAGAAAAUACUCUCGGUAACCAAAAGCCAAAAGAAGAGAAGAAAGAGGUUUUUACAAAGGUGGUGAUUCGAAGGCUACCACCCAACUUGUCAAAGGACCAGCUAGAGGAACAACUCAGUCCACUUCCAUCCUACGACUAUUUUGAAUUCUUCCAAGCAGAUCAGAGUCUCUAUCCCCACCUAUUCUCCAGAGCAUACAUCAAUUUUAAAAACACUGAUGAUAUCCUGCUGUUUCGGGAUCGAUUCGAUGGCUACGUCUUCAUAGACAACAAAGGCCAGGAGUAUCCCGCAGUGGUAGAGUUUGCCCCGUUUCAGAAGAUUUCCAAAAAGAAGCUGAAGAAGAAGGAUGGCAAAGCAGGGAGCAUUGAAGAAGACCCUGAAUACAAGCGAUUUUUGGAAAAUUACUCCUGUGAUGAAGAGAAGUCUAUGGCCAACCCAGAGAUUCUCCUGGGGGAGAUAGAGGCCAAAACCAGAGAGCUCAUAGCCAAACGGACGACACCUCUGCUGGAAUACAUCAAAAACAAGAAAAUUGAGAAACAGAGAAUAAGAGAAGAGAAGAGAGAGGAGAGGAGAAAAAGAGAACUUGAAAAGAAACGACAAAGAGAGGAAGAAAAGCGAAAGAGACGGGAGGAGGAGAGGCGCAAGCGAAAAGAGGCAGAGAAGCAGAAGAAACUGUCGGACAAAGAAAUUAAGAUUAAGCUCCUGAAGAAGAGUGAUAGGGAUGAUGAUGUGGAUUCAGACCGGAUAAAGGACAAAAGCGAGAGCGGCGAGGCGGACAGGGUGAAGUGGGAAAAAGCUGGAGGACAAAUGAAGUCGAAAGAACCAAAAGAAAAAGGUCAGCCCGAGAGCGACAAGGAGCAGAGAGAGCAGCACGGGCGCAGGCAGAGGGACAAAGAUCACCGCGGGAAAGACGAGGAUCGGAAAAGGCAGCAGCACCACUACGAGUUUGACAAGUUCAUGCGGCGGAAAGACGAGACCAAGUGGGGGAAGGGUUACUGCCAGGAUCGGGCCAAGAAAGAGGGGCAUCACCACAGUUACUCCUACGUUCCCGACAGUGGGGAGAAAAUGGGCAAGGAGGACAGGGACGAGCUGAGUAACAGAAAGGAACGCCUCCGAAACAAGGUGAGCGAGAAGGACCGUCCAGCCAUGCAGCUCUACCAGCCGGGCGCCCGCAACAGGAAGCGCAUGAGCUCGUCCAGCAAGGGCUACGACUGCCACCCGGCGGGGAUCUCCCCCGAGCGCUGUUACGAGCCCGUCGCCAUGGCAACGGGGCUGGAAAGGGGUUUUGAGAAAAACAAAGGGGAACAGUGAACAGGACAGGAAGUUUUGGGGGGGGGGGGGAUUUCGAAAAAAAAAGAAGAUUUCCCAGCGUACGGCGGAGUCGAUAGUUUGACCGGAUAUCCCCGAGCUUUCAAAACAGAGGAAUAUCCGAAACCGUAAAUGAUAGCUACCUUCAUGUAAAAUUUGUCAACAUCUGGAGUUAUAAAAUACAGAAGCAUCCAUUUUGGAACAGAUUCAUUUGGCCGGAUCAUCAGUAUAUGAAUAAUAACAGAAAUUAUUUAAGUAGCAUAAAAAGAGCACAACACCUUUUUUAGUUUGUUAUCUUUUUUUUCAUAGCUCAAGCACUAGCUUUAUACAGAAAUGAAUAUUUAUUGAAGAUGCUACCUGCUAUCUUCCUUUUGAGUUCAUUGUCUGCCAGUUUGAUCAUAAUUUAGAAAAAAGACCCGUCUAGGAAUUCUUUCACUUCUGGGAUACACCAAUACUUUCCAACUCGUCUUUCUCAGCCUUUUGUCCAGUCUGUCGAGCCUGGAUGUUUCUAAUCAUUUGAUGGGUUUCAUUUUAUUCAAAAGUAACAUAAUAGGAACUUUAAGACAACGCACGUGAAGAAGAAAAAAGUGUGUAUAUUUUUGGUACAUCCGAAUGAAUGACAUUAAGUUAUAAGUCAAAAUAUUGUAUUUGUGUCUUUCCUUUAGCUUGUCUCUGUCUGUAAGAUGCCAGAGGGAUAGAGGAAGAUUAUUUUGUGAGCCACUUUGUACAGGAUCUGCCAUGAGCCAGGAAGAACACGUUCUCUACAUUUCUAUAAAGCGUUUCCAAGGGAAUAAAGUGUACAACCGACACCGACGGUUACUUUCCUUUAUGUUCGUGUCAUUGAUUGUGUCUGCUAAAUGCAUUGUAAAUGUCACAAAUAUACAUUAUGAUUAAGCAACUUUAACAAGCCUUAUAUUGUUUUAGCAUUUGAUCCAUGAUUUUUUUUAAUAUCGCCCAUAUGUCCUUUUGUUUGGGUUCUUUUUUCCUCUGAGAAUCUGAAAAUAAAUCCGUUCUGGUUGAACA
This is a messenger RNA of Menidia menidia (Atlantic silverside), 2449 nucleotides long. NCBI's taxonomy places the organism in Eukaryota, Metazoa, Chordata, Actinopteri, Atheriniformes, Atherinopsidae. The record is from the annotation of a GenBank genome assembly.